This is a messenger RNA of Cynocephalus volans (Philippine flying lemur), 5655 nucleotides long. RefSeq names its product cilia and flagella associated protein 65 (gene CFAP65). Gene Ontology annotation, cellular component: sperm flagellum; cytoplasm. Lineage: Eukaryota; Metazoa; Chordata; Mammalia; Dermoptera; Cynocephalidae. The record is from RefSeq and is a predicted model, not a curated record. The coding region runs from base 1 to 5655 and encodes 1884 amino acids. The transcript has 33 exons. Gene Ontology annotation, biological process: sperm axoneme assembly.
AUGGCGGCAGUCUCCAAACUCAGACCUGAAUCUGGCAGGGACACCUGGCUAAGCCAGAGUCUUCCCCUGGACUUGUGUUCCUGGCACCUGAUGCUCAUCGAGUCCCUAAGCCCCAUCAUGAGGCCCAGGGACAAUGGAGAAUAUAUGGUGAACUCCGGUGGGUCCUGCCUGAGUACCAGCACAAUGGCCAUGGCUUCCAUCAAUGGCAGCAGUGCAGUCGUGAGUGCCUUCAGCAGCAGCAGCAUCAGUGCCCGGCCUGCCAGCCCCAUGGACAUUCAGAUAUGCUCCCGAAAGAAGCAGGACAAAGUGAAGAAGAGGGUCAUCUGGGGCAUUGAGGUGGCUGAGGAGUUGCACUGGAAAGGCUGGGAGCUAGGGAAGGAGACCACAAGGAACCUGGUUCUGAAAAAUCUAUCCUUGAAAAUCCAGAAGAUUAAGUACAGGCCUCCCAAGACCAAGUUCUUCUCCACGGUCAUCCCUCAGCCCAUCUUCCUGAGCCCAGGCAUAACCCUCGUGCUCCCCAUUGUCUUCCGGCCUCUGGAGGAGAAGGAGUACACGGACCAGCUGUGGUUUGAAAAAGCAGAGGGGGUGUUCUGUGUGGACCUGAGGGCCACCCUGCCGUGCCACAAGCUGAUCUGCCCACCAUCCCUGCAGCUUCCCAUGUGUGCCGUGGGGGACACUGCCGAGGCCUGGUUCUGCCUGGACAAUGUAGGGGACCUGCCUACCUUCUUCACCUGGGAGUUCCCCAGCCCAUUCCAGAUACUUCCCACUACGGGGCUACUGGAGCCAGGCCUGGCCUGUCGGAUCAAGGUGACCUUUCAUCCCCUUAUCGCUGUCAUCCACGAAGUGCAGGCCACAUGCUGGUACGGGGAGGGCAGCAGGCAGAAGAGCAGCAUCCAGCUGCAGGCUGUGGCCAAAUGUGCUCAACUGCUGGUGAGCAUAAAGCAUAAGCAACCAGAGGACCAGGAUGCUGAGGGCUUCCAGAAAGUGUUGCACUUUGGCUCUGUUGCUGUGGGCUGCACUGCUGAGAGGCAGAUCAAGCUGUAUAACCCAUCAUCGGUGAACGCCCCCUUCAGGAUCGAAGUGGCCCCAGACGUGCUGGCCAAAGACCAGGCUUUCUCAUGCCCCAUGGCCCAUGGCAUUGUGGCCCCAGGAGAGAAGAAAUGUGUGUCAGUGUUCUUCCACCCUGAGACUUUGGACGUCAGGACUAUGGACUACUUCUCCAUCAUGACUUCUGGCUGUGCCUCCCAAACCCUGCUCAAAGUCGUUGGUUUCUGUCGAGGUCCUGCUGUGUCUCUGCAGCGCUACUGUGUCAACUUCAACUGGGUCAACCUCACGGAGCAUUCAGAGCAGCCCCUGUGGAUUGAGAACCAGUCAGACUGCACAGCCCACUUCCAGUUUGCCAUCGACUGCCAGGAGAGCGUCUUCAGCAUCAGACCUGCCUUCGGGACCCUGGUGGGCAAGGCCCGCAUGACCCUGCACUGUGCUUUCCAGCCCACUCACCCCAUCAUCUACUUUCGGAGGGUGGCCUGUCUCAUCCACCACCAGGACCCGCUGUUCCUGGACCUGUUUGGGACCUGCCACUCGGACAGCACCAAGCCAGUCAUCCUGAAGCCUCAUCAUCUCACUUGGUACCGCACACACCUGGCUCGGGGCCUGACGCUCUACCCCCCUGACAUCCUGGGGGCCAUGCUGAAAGAGAAGAAGCUGGAGCAGGAUAAGAACGGGGCCCUGAUGAUUCCCCCCGAGGGCCUGGAGGACGUGUCAGUCCCGCAGUACCCUCACAUCCCCGCCAUGACUGAGUACUUCUUCGACGGCACCAGCGAUAUGGCCAUCUUCCCCCCACCUGUCAGUAUAGAGCCUGUCGAGGUAGACUUUGGUGCCUGCCCCGGACAUGAGGCCCCCAACCCCAUCCCCCUGUGCCUGAUGAACCACACCAAGGGCAAGAUCACUGUGGUCUGGAAGCGCAGGUCUGACUGCCCCUUCUGGGUGACCCCAAACACCUGCGAUGUGCCCCCACUCAAGUCCACGGCCAUGCGCCUGCACUUCCAGCCGCCUCACCCCAACUGCCUCUACGCUGUGGAGCUCGAAGCCUUUGCUGUCUAUAAGGUCCUGCUGAGCUACAACAACAUCGAGGAGGACUGCACCGUGUGCCCAUCCUGGUGUCUGGUGGUGCGGGCGCGAGGCCACAGCUAUAGUGCUGUCCUUGAGCACCACAUCCCUCAAUAUUCCCUGGAUGCCCCCAAGCUAUUUCCCGCAGUGUCCUCUGGCGAGCCUUCCUACCGCAGCCUGCUCCUGGCCAACAAGGGCUCCAUGCUGCUGACCUUCAGCCUGGCCCCCAAAAGCAGCAUGGACAUCAGCCUGCGGCCCACCUCGGGCCUCGUGGCCCCUGGGGCCCACCAGAUCUUCCUCAUCUGUACCUACCCCAAGGGCAACUCCUGGAAGCAGCACAUUUUCUACCUGCAGUUCAAUUUUUGCCCCCAGUAUCUCAAGGAGGUGGGCAUGCAGAGCCGAGAGGAGCCACUGCAGCUGAAGCUGGACACCUGCAGGAUCAUCUACUUCAAGCCCACCCAGGUGGGCUGCUCCUCCACCAGCCCCUUCACCUUCCGCAACCCCUCGCGUCUGCCCCUGGAGUUUGAGUGGAGGGUCUCGCAGCAGCUCCGAAAGAUGCUGGCCGUCCAGCCCUCCAGGGGGCUCAUCCAGCCCAGCGAGAGCCUUACGCUGAUAUGGACCUUCAGCCCUUUGGAGGAGACCAAGUACCUCUUCCAAGUGGGGAUGUGGGUCUGGGAGGCUGGCCUGCCCCCACAUGCCAAACCCCCCACCACCACCCAGCAUGUGCUCCGGCUGGUGGGCAUGGGCAUCAGCAGCAGCCUCUCGGCAAAGGAAAAGGAGCUGGACUUUGGGAACAUGCUGGUGAACAGCAAGCAGUCCAGGUUCCUGGUCCUCCUGAAUGAUGGUAACUGCACCCUCUACUACCGCCUGUACCUGGAGCAGUGCAGCCCUGAGGUCAUCGACAAUGACCCCCUUGCUCUACAGCUGGAUCGGACAGAGGGGAGCAUGCCACCCCGCUCCCAGGACACCAUCUGCCUGACUGCCUGUCCCAAGCGCCGGGCCCAGUACUCCUGGACCAUCAGCUACUCUCUCCUCUCCCACAGAGAUAACAAGGCUGGAGAGAAGCAGGAGCUGUGCUGCGCUUCCCUGGCUGCCGUGUACCCCUUACUCUCCAUCCUGGGCGUCAGUUCCACGGGCGGGGCUGAGGGCAUCACCCGGAAGCACCUGUGGCGCCUCUUCUCCCUAGACAUGCUCAACAAUUACUUGGCACGUGACCCCACCCCCCAGGAGCUCACCUACAAGGUGCCCACCAGGCACAGCACGAAGCAGAUCCCCCCCAUCUUCACCCCUCUGAAGCUUGACUUCAAUUUUGGGGCAGCACCAUUCAAGGCCCCACCCUCUGUGGUGCUCCUGACCCUGAAGAACAGCGGAGUAGUGUCCCUGGACUGGGCCUUCCUCUUCCCAAGUGACCAGCAGAUUGACUUGGAGCUGUGGGCAGAGCAAGCAGAGUUUGACUGCACUGAGCUCCACCAGAUGCAUGUGCAGGACAACUGCAUCUUCUCCAUCAGCCCCAAGGCCGGGAGCCUGAGUCCCGGGCAGGAGCAGACGGUGGAACUCAAAUACAGCCACCUGUUCAUUGGCACUGAUCGCCUCCCUGUGCUCUUCAAGGUGUCCCAUGGCCGGGAGAUCCUGCUAAAUUUCAUAGGUGUGACAGUAAAGCUGGGGCAGAAGUAUGUGCACUUCACCUCCACCAGCCACCAGUUCAUCCCUGUCCCCAUCGGUGAAACGCUGCCCCCACGGCAGAUUUAUGAGCUGUAUAAUGGUGGUUCAGUGCCGGUGACAUAUGAGAUCCAGACCAACAUCCUGUCAUGGGUUCAGGAGAAAAAUUUUGAUCACCCCAUCUUCUGCUGCCUCAACCCCAAAGGGGAGAUCCAGCCAGGCACCACUGCUCAGAUCUUAUGGAUAUUCUCACCUAUCGAGGCCAAGACCUACACGGUGGAUGUGCCCAUACACAUCCUGGGAUGGAACUCAGCCCUCAUCAACUUCCAGGGAGUGGGUUAUGACCCCCAUGUCAUGGGGGAGACAGCACCAUUCCACAACAUCUCCUCAUGGGACAACAGCUCCAUACACUCUGGGCCGAUGGUUCCUGGACAGAAUGUCUUCUUGUCCCAGUCUCAUAUCUGCCUGGGAAACAUCCCUGUGCAGAGCAAGUGCAGCCGCCUGCUCUUCCUCAACAACAUCUCCAAGAAUGAGACAGUCGUCUUUGCCUGGCAGCUGAGGCCUUUAGACUUUGGGGAGGUGUCUGUAAGUCCCAUGAUAGGGGAGGUGGCUCCUGAAGAGACAGUCCCAUUUGUGGUGACCCUGAAGGCUUCAGUGCAUGCCAGCUUCUACAGUGUGGACCUGAUAUGCAAGGUGUAUCCACAGAAACUCAUGAAGCAGUACCAUGAGGAGAUGCAGGAGUGGGAGAGUGAGAAGGUGCGGCAGGAGGUGGAGUUCACCAUCACAGACAGGAAAGUGGAGAGAAGGGCAUAUUGUACAGCCUGUGAGCCUGUGAGAAAGUACAAGACGCUGCCCCCCAUCAAGAACCAGCAGUCUCUCAACCGGCCUGCCAGCUGGAAACUGCAUAUCCCAAAGGAGGAGACAUCCUGGCCAUGUCCCCAGCCGCCAACGCCAGGCAUGCUCUGCUUGGGCCUCACUGCCCGAGCCCAUGCCACCGACUACUUCCUCGCCAACUUCUUCUCAGAGUUUCCCUGCCACUUCUUGCACCGGGAGCUGUCAAAGAAAAAGCCCACCAGGGAAGAGUCGGAGACUUCUGAGGAAGAAUCACGUAAAAACAAGUGGGCCCCUGUCUCCAAGCAGGAGAAGCAGCUCCUGGUUGACUGCCUCACCACCAUCAUCAGGGGCCUGCUGGAAGACAAGAACUUCCAUGAGGCUGUGAACCAAAGCCUGGUGGAGCAGGUGCCAUAUUUCUGCCAGUUCUGGAAUGAGCAGUCGGCCAGGUCCAUGGCCCAGCAGAGCAGCCUGUUUUUAAUGCCAAUCAUGUCUCCAUCCUCCAGCAGCUGGGAUGGAAAGGGCAAGGAGCAGGAGAAGGACAGACCUAGUUUGGGGAAGAAGGAAGUGGGGGAAGAGGAGGAGAAGGGCGAAGAGGAAGAAGAGGAAGAGGAGGAGACAGAAGAGGAGGAGGAGUUGGGCAAGGAGGAGGAGGAGGAGAUGGAGAAGAAGAAGUUGAGCUGGAUGGGGAUUGAGGCCACAAUGCAGCCGGAUUCCCAGCAGUCCCUGCAACAGCAGUGGCAGCAGCAGCUGAAAGUCAUGGCGAAGGAGGAGCAAGAACUGGAUGAGAAGGCGGCCAUAGGAAGGCUCCCGGCCUUCGCCAACCUGCAGGAGGCGCUGCUGGAGAACAUGAUCCAGAACAUCCUGGUGGAGGCGAGCCGCGGGGAGGUGGUGCUCACCUCGCGGCCGCGCGUCAUCGCCCUGCCAUCGCUCAGCAUGCCCAGGAUUCUGACCCCGGACCAGGUGCUGCCGACAGAGCUACCCCGCCCGGUGGCGCCCCUUCCUACCGACUCUUUGCAGAAGCCCAUGCCCAGCCCCUCCAACAUGCCGACCUAG